Messenger RNA from Lucilia cuprina (Australian sheep blowfly), 1638 nucleotides. It is a transcript of the gene gus, whose product is annotated as protein gustavus. Lineage: Eukaryota; Metazoa; Arthropoda; Insecta; Diptera; Calliphoridae. Gene Ontology annotation, biological process: proteasome-mediated ubiquitin-dependent protein catabolic process; intracellular signal transduction. The transcript has 4 exons. The coding region runs from base 524 to 1369 and encodes 281 amino acids. Gene Ontology annotation, molecular function: protein binding. The record is from RefSeq and is a predicted model, not a curated record. Gene Ontology annotation, cellular component: SCF ubiquitin ligase complex.
AGUUACAAGUCGAAUCCGUGUUUUAUGAAAACAAGUUAAAUAAAAAAUUUUAAAUGUACUAAAUGACAUUUUAUAGUAUUGGUUAUACAAAUUGACAAAAUUCUACACUUUAUGAAACAGUACUUAUAAUAUAAAUGGAACUCGAAAAAAAGAGAAUCUCCGUAAGCUGUGGGUUGCUUCCAUUUUCGUGCUUUAAAAUCAUCUAAAAGGUGGUAAUUGAAGUUUAGGUGUGGAUAAAGGAGAUAUAGACAACUUCAUUGGAGAUUUAUAUGCAGUACAAAUUUCUAUAUAAAAUGCGCUGUUCUUUAGGGUCUUUAUCCUGGAGUUAGUCCUUAUAAGAUAUAAAGGUGGAAGAACACCUGCUGCAAGGUCAAUCGAAAGAAGUCGACAAACUAGUAUUCCCCCAACUUCUUUAUCACCUCGUGUUGUGCUUUCUAGAUUGGAACCAAGAGACUUCGAAAGAUUACGUUUGUCUUAUAAAGUCGCAAUAGUAGAUCAGAGAAGAUCUCGGAGUUGCCGUGGUAUGAACAUGGGUCAAAAAAUAAGCGGCAGUGUGAAAUCUGUUAACAGAAAUGACACACAAACGCCUUUUAAGCCAAUUAUACCAAGGGAAUUAGCGGCCGAUUUUGCAAAACCAGCAAGAAUUGAUAUAUUACUAGAUAUGCCUCCAGCAAAUAAAGAAACACAACUUAAACAUUCGUGGAAUUCUGAGGAUAGAUCACUAAACAUUUUUGUUAAAGAAGAUGAUAAACUAACUUUCCACAGACACCCAGUUGCACAAAGUACAGAUUGCAUACGUGGUAAAAUUGGUAUGACCAAAGGAUUACAUAUAUGGGAAAUAUAUUGGCCAACAAGACAAAGAGGUACACAUGCAGUUGUAGGUGUUGCCACAUCCGAAGCUCCACUACAUUCUGUAGGUUAUCAAAGCUUAGUGGGUUCUUCUGAUCAAAGCUGGGGCUGGGACUUAGGAAGAAAUAAAUUAUAUCACAAUUCUAAAAACUGUGCAGGAAUUACCUAUCCAGCGAUCCUUAAGAACGAUGAAGCUUUUUUGGUUCCUGAUAAAUUUUUGGUUGCUCUUGAUAUGGAUGAAGGAACAUUAAGUUUUAUCAUAGAUCACCAGUACCUUGGAGUGGCAUUUAGGGGCUUAAAGGGUAAGAAAUUGUACCCUGUAGUUUCUGCUGUUUGGGGUCAUUGCGAAAUAACAAUGAGAUACAUUGGAGGACUUGAUCCUGAGCCAUUGCCACUAAUGGAUUUAUGUAGGCGAACAAUACGACAGGAACUUGGCCGUGCAAACUUAGAAGAUCGGGUUCAACAACUACAUCUUCCGCAUUCAAUGAAAACGUAUUUAUUGUAUAAAAAUCGUAGAUAAUAUUUUUAUUAUAAGCUAUUGAUAAUUAAAUAUAACUGUAAGAAUUUUAUGUUAGUAGCAGUUUUUGAUUAUAUCGCAAUAAGUUUAUAAAUACUCCGUUUAGAAUUUUUUUGGUGUAAUAUAGUUAUAAGUUUAUAUGGGCUUAGUUUUGUAAAUUGACAACAUUGUAUACAUAAGUAUAUCGUUCAAGAUAAUAAUGAUAUUACAAUAAUCUCAAUAUUUAAGAUAUAAUAAAAUUAAAUAAAAAGAGUAAAACUUGGCGAAUUCAA